Messenger RNA from Daldinia vernicosa, 1671 nucleotides. RefSeq lists its product as uncharacterized. The coding region runs from base 133 to 1413 and encodes 426 amino acids. The transcript has 4 exons. The record is from RefSeq and is a predicted model, not a curated record. NCBI's taxonomy places the organism in Eukaryota, Fungi, Ascomycota, Sordariomycetes, Xylariales, Hypoxylaceae.
CACGAAGCCGAACGCGAAGACUCCGAAGGCCCCGAAGACCCCGAAGCAGCCGUUUCUGGUGACCAAGAGAAUAUCCCUCCUGCUACUAAAGCCUUUGUAGAGCAUCCCCUCUCCGUCGCUACACGCUAUGAGAUGUAUAUCUCGUACGGUAACACGGAUUACAGGCUAUUCGCUAAAUCCGAAGCCGACGAUCCUAACAAGUACUUUUUGAGUGAUAUGGCAGCGUUAGAGCUUCCCCUUGGCCAAUUGUUGUCUAGCCUGCGGGAUGUCAUUUCAGACGAGCUGUCUCCUCUGGAUGAAUUGGUCAUGCACGUAGAUGGCCUAGGACUGGAGUUCUCUGAGUCCUCUACAGCUGAUAUACUUGAAAAGUUCACGUUUGGUGACAUUCUUGAUCUUUAUGAUAGAUUGGUAAAAAAUGACGGGACAGAACCAUCGCCGGACCUCUACACGUAUCUUAUGGUAAGGCCUAGCUGUAGGCAGCGCUUUAUAGCGCUUCGAGAUAGCGCAGAUUCUGGUCGUGGCCUUUCAGAAAUUGCCAUUUAUCGAGAAGAGACGCCGAUCGAGGGCGAUUUAGCUGGCGAUUUCGACAGCCACUCUCCGUACGCCCUGCCCCCUAGCGAAGAUGAUGAGGAGGCCUAUGAGUAUGAAGAAAGCGGCCCCGCGGAAGAUGAAGCCGAUCAAGGCGAAGCAGACGAAGCAGGCGAGGUCGAGAAUAACAACGAGCCUAACUCACCCUCAGUGCAUGGCUCCGCCAUAGGUACACACACCGAAGAUUUAGCAGGCGAAGCCGACGCGGCCAACGCAACCGACGCGGCUGCCGAGGCCGAUGAAGCCAACGAAACUGGAGAGAACGCCGAUAAUAAUGCAGACGCAAGUGCCGAUGCGACCACAGCGGACGGCUUGAUCGAUUUCUCCGAUGACGAACUGGACCUUUCACCAACGAAGCAGGAUCAACAAGAGAACGGCUCCCCGCACGAUCCUACAAAUAAGGGUCUGAACGAGCAUGAUGCCCUCGCCGCUGCCGAACCCAGCGAUCCUGAUCAGCAUCCAUCACCAACAAACGGAAGAGCCGACGCCCCCAGCUCCGAUAUUACUAGUGCUACGGCCACGCUGAACGGCGAUGAUAAAGACGAAAUCGACUAUUCGGAUGAUGACGGAGAGGACAUUGUUGGUGGCAAAGAUGUCACGUCCAACGAUGGUAUUAGCGUGUCGGGAACCCUUAAGGUGCCUAUCAAUGACGAGAUCACGUGGGAGUCAGAGAAUGAGGAUGCUCGGGACGAACCUGUCACAGCUUCCAAGCCAACGAUGUCAAGCGUCGUCGUCCGUCAUGAUUUCUCCGAACUUUCCAACCCGAUUUUUUCUUUCUCUCUGUUUUCCCCCUCCGACAUGCAAUACAUUCGAACGCAUCACUAACGAGCUGAUGUCGAGCUUGCAUAUUUGCAGUCAACCCACAGAUGCGCGAUUCUGUUCCCGACGGGACGUAUUUUGAUGUCAGCAUACUAACAUACAGGUACGAAGAGUGCUAAAAACGGUUUGGCAUUCUUAAUGGUAAGUUUACUCUAAUAACAAAAGACGAAUAGCUCGUAAGGAUACGCGAAACGGCUUCGUCACGAAACGAGACGGUGACGAGGGUUCCUCUACUUCGAUUUUUUGUUUUGCCCCUUUUCUUUU